This is a messenger RNA of Parastagonospora nodorum SN15, 345 nucleotides long. RefSeq lists its product as hypothetical. The record is from RefSeq and is a predicted model, not a curated record. Lineage: Eukaryota; Fungi; Ascomycota; Dothideomycetes; Pleosporales; Phaeosphaeriaceae. The transcript has a single exon. The coding region runs from base 1 to 345 and encodes 114 amino acids.
AUGGACAACUACACUUUGCUGCCUGUCAUCGUAUGCACAUUUGGGACCCCUAUAUCGUUCUUCACCAUCAAGUCCAUGCUCGAAAACAUCAAGCGAGAUGCAUCCUCAUUACAAGGCACAAUGGAGCCCGGUGAUCUCGGACCUGAAAUCAUAGAGCAGCAUCCUCGACCCUGUACGAACCCUCCACAAAUUGCCCGACAAAAUACCUCUCGUUCUCGCCCUUGCUUGGUUGCCACAUCACUUUCUGGCCGCCACGUUGGCAUGAUGCCAUCCCCCACGCUUGCGCACGAACAGAGCGUAGACACGCUGCCGCGACACGCUUCAUCACCGAGACGAAUGGUGUAG